UUCGCUGUUGCACUGUCGCAUUUAGGAACAGGAAGUUCCGGGAAGAAAACAACAGAACUGUGUUAUGUCGAUAGUGGUUGUGUCCGUUUCAAAUGUAUUAUUGUAGACCGAUUAAGUCUGAGGCCGGUAACAUCAACAGUGAGGACAAACCCAGCCUGCCUCUCUCCUUCCACACUGAGUAGCAACCUACAGUCACUCGGUCCUGAUUGUGACAGUGGAGCCCAGUUUGCUCUGCAGGAUCCAGAGAUGGCAUCAGUGAAGCUGGAAGACUGCAGUCAAACACUGGAGCUGAAUGUCAACAUUAAAGAUGAAGAGGAAGAGGAGGAGAAGAUUAGGACAACUGUUAGUCACGGAGACCAUGUUGAGACAUUCUCUACAUCCAGAGAGCAACAGCAGGAAGAUCAGAGAGCUAAGAGGUCUCAUCACUGCCCACAUUGUGAACAGAUUUUCCCAUUUCUAUCAAAGCUAAAAAUACACCUAAAAAUACACACAGGAGAGAAGCCUUUCUCCUGCUCUGACUGUGGAAAAUGCUUCAAAACAUCAACGGUGCUAAAACUUCACCAGAGAACACACACAGGAGAGAAGCCUUUCUUCUGCCCUGACUGUGGAACUCGUUUCUCUCAACUUUCCCACUUAAAAUCACACGAACGGCUACAUACAGGGGAGAAGCCAUACUCCUGCUCUGACUGUGGAAAACGUUUUAAAACAUUAUAUGACCUAAAAGUUCACCAGAGAACACACACAGGAGAGAAGCCUUACGUCUGCUCUGACUGUGGAAAAUGCUUCACAACAUCAACUCAUCUAAAAGUUCAUCAGAGAACUCACACAGGAGAGAAGCCUUAUUACUGCUCUGAAUGUGGAAAAUGUUUUAAAACAUCAAAUGAGCUAAAAGUUCAUCAGACAACACACACAGGAGAGAAGCCUUUCUUCUGCCCUGACUGUGGAACUAGUUUCUCUCAAGUUUCCCACUUAAAAUCACAUGAACGUAUACAUACAGGGGAGAAGCCAUACUCCUGCUCUGACUGUGGAAAAUGUUUUAAAACAUUAUAUGAGCUAAAGGUUCAUCAGAGAACACACACAGGAGAGAAGCCUUACUCCUGCUCUGACUGUGGAAAAUGCUUCACAACAUCAACUCAUCUAAAAGUUCAUCAGAGAACACACACAGGAGAGAAGCCUUAUUACUGCUCUGACUGUGGAAAAUGUUUUAAAACAUCAAAUGAGCUAAAAGUUCAUCAGGCAACACACACAGGAGAGAAGCCUUAUUAUUGCUCUGACUGUGGAAAACGUUUUAAAACAACAACUCAGCUAAAAGUUCAUCAGAGGACUCACACAGGAGAGAAGCCUUUCUUCUGCUCUGACUGUGGGGCGAGUUUCUCUCAUCUGAGCACCUUAAAAACACACCAACUUAUACAUACAGGAGAGAAGCCUUACAUCUGCUCUGAAUGUGGAAAAUGCUUCAAAACAUCAACUGAGCUAAAAGUUCAUCAGAGAACACACACAGGAGAGAAGCCGUAUUUCUGCUCUGACUGUGGAACUAGUUUCUCUAAAUUUUCCCACUUAAAAACACAUGAACGUAUACAUACAGGAGAGAAGCCUUUCUUCUGCUCUGACUGUGGAGCGAGUUUCUCUCAUCUGGGCACCUUAAAAACACACCAACGUAUACACACAGGAGUGAAGCCUUAUUCCUGCUCUGACUGUGGAAAAAAAUUUAAAACAUCAAAUGAGCUAAAAGUUCACCAGACAACACACACAGGAGAGAAGCCUUUCUUCUGCCCUGACUGUGGAACUAGUUUCUCUCAACUUUCCCACUUAAAAUCACAUGAACGUGUACAUACAGGGGAGAAGCCAUACUCCUGCUCUGACUGUGGAAAAUGUUUCAAAACAUUAUAUGAGCUAAAAGUUCACCAGAGAACACACACAGGAGAGAAGCCUUACGUCUGCUCUGACUGUGGAAAAUGCUUCACAACAUCAACUCAUCUAAAAGUUCAUCAGAGAACACACACAGGAGAGAAGCCAUACUCCUGCUCUGACUGUGGAAAACGUUUUAAAACAUCGAAUGAGCUAAAAGUUCACCAGACAACACACACAGGAGAGAAGCCAUACUCCUGCUCUGACUGUGGAAAAGGUUUUAAAACAUCAACUCAGCUAAAAGUUCAUCAGAAGACUCACACAGGAGAGAAGCCUUUCUUCUGCUCUGACUGUGGGGUUAGUUUCUCUCAUCUGGGCACCUUAAAAACACACCAACUUACACACACUGGUGAGAAGCCUUACGUCUGCUCUGACUGUGGAAAAUGCUUCAAAACAUCAACUGAGCUAAAAGUUCAUCAGAAGACUCACACAGGAGAGAAGCCGUAUUACUGCUCUGAGUGUGGAACUAGUUUCUCUAAAUUUUCCCACUUAAAAACACACCAACUUAUACACACUGGUGAGAAGCCUUACGUCUGCUCUGACUGUGGAAAAUGCUUCAUAACAUCAACUCAUCUAAAAGUUCAUCAGAGAACACACACAGGAGAGAAGCCUUAUUACUGCUCUGACUGUGGGAAAUGUUUUAAAACAUCAAAUGAGCUAAAAGUUCACCAGAGAACACACACAGGAGAGAAGCCUUUCUUCUGCCCUGACUGUGUUAAAGGUUUUAAAACAUCAACUCAGCUCAAAGUUCAUCAGAGGACUCACACAGGAGAGAAGCCUUUCUUCUGCUCUGACUGUGGGGCGAGUUUCUCUCAUCUGGGCACCUUAAAAACACACCAACUUAUACACACUGGUGAGACUUAUACCCACUGCCUUACGUCUGCUCUGACUGUGGCAAAUGUUUCAAAACAUCAACUGAGCUAAAAGUUCAUCAGAAGACUCACACAGGAGAGAAGCCGUAUUACUGCUCUGAGUGUGGAACUAGCUUCUCUAAAUUUUCCCACUUAAAAACACGUAUACAAUGGGGCAAAAAGGUAUUUAGUCAGCCACCAAUUGUGCAAGUUCUCCCACUUAAAAAGAUGAGAGAGGCCUGUAAUUUUCAUCAUAGGUACACUUCAACUAUGACAGACAAAAUGAGAAAAAAAAUCCAGAAAAUCACAUUGUAGGAUUUUUAAUGAAUUUAUUUGCAAAUUAUGGUGGAAAAUAAGUAUUUCUAUGUCUAUUAUGCACGUUCCCUAAACUUGAGACAUCUGUGACAUUGUGUAUCCUUUUAUUGUCCCCCAGCACAAGGUGCACCUGUGUAAUGAUAUUGCUGUUUUAUCAUUACUUCUCAUUACUAUCAUUACUUCUCUUUAGUAUUCAGUUUUUCAUAUUAGAUCUGACAGUAUGAAUGGUUCUUAUGGUUGUAUUCAGUUCUUCAUAUUAGAUCUGACAGUAUGAAUGGUUCUUAUGGUUGUAUUCAGUUCUUCAUAUUAGAUCUGACAGUAUGAAUGGUUCUUAUGGUUGUAUUCAGUUCUUCAUAUUAGAUCUGACAGUAUGAAUGGUUCUUAUGGUUGUAUUCAGUUCUUCAUAUUAGAUCUGACAGUAUGAAUGGUUCUUAUGGUUGUAUUCAGUUCUUCAUAUUAGAUCUGACAGUAUGAAUGGUUCUUAUGGUUGUAUUCAGUUCUUCAUAUUAGAUCUGACAGUAUGAAUGGUUCUUAUGGUUGUAUUCAGUUCUUCAUAUUAGAUCUGACAGUAUGAAUGGUUCUUAUGGUUGUAUUCAGUUCUUCAUAUUAGAUCUGACAGUAUGAAUUGUUCUUAUGGUUGUAUUCAGUUCUUCAUAUUAGAUCUGACAGUAUGAAUGGUUCUUAUGGUUGUAUUCAGUUCUUCAUAUUAGAUCUGACUGUGUGAAUGGUUCUUAUGGGCUGUGUGCUGGGAGUGUUUUUGUAUGACUACAGUCAGGAGUUCUCUCUGACCCUGUGAUGUCACCAGCACAUUAAGUACAUUCAUCUUAAGAUAGCCAGGUGAGACAACCACAUGUCACAGUAAACACAUUUCUCCUCAAUUAGUCAGUUUCACAUUAUUAUUAUUAUUAUUUGUAUUUGGGGGGGGGGGGGGGGGGGGGGUACUCUUUAAAGACGAAGGGUUUCAGACCUUUUGGGGCAGAUGGGCAGAGACUCUGCUUCACUGGCAUCAGAGGGAAGCUGGUGCCACCAUUGGGGUGCUUGGGAACUUGGGAAGGUUAACCACCCAGAUGGACUGCAGUGUUCUAGAUAAGUUCAGUGGCGACCCAUCAUUCAGGGCAGGUGAGCCACCUGUUUUGAGCCCCACAGUUAUAGCGAUAAAGUGUGAAAA
Molecule: messenger RNA, 4242 nt
Organism: Oncorhynchus kisutch (coho salmon)
Lineage: Eukaryota; Metazoa; Chordata; Actinopteri; Salmoniformes; Salmonidae
Product: oocyte zinc finger protein XlCOF6-like
Exons: 3
Coding region: 247-2832 (861 amino acids)
Biological process (GO): regulation of transcription by RNA polymerase II
Cellular component (GO): chromatin; transcription regulator complex; PcG protein complex
Molecular function (GO): RNA polymerase II cis-regulatory region sequence-specific DNA binding; DNA-binding transcription factor activity, RNA polymerase II-specific
Source: RefSeq, a predicted model, not a curated record